Messenger RNA from Guyanagaster necrorhizus, 1134 nucleotides. RefSeq lists its product as uncharacterized. Bases 54 to 980 code for a protein of 308 amino acids. NCBI's taxonomy places the organism in Eukaryota, Fungi, Basidiomycota, Agaricomycetes, Agaricales, Physalacriaceae. The transcript has 6 exons. The record is from RefSeq and is a predicted model, not a curated record.
CUACGAGUCCAGGUCCGUCCACGGGUCUAAUCCAAUAUUUACUCACCUCAACCAUGGUUGUAGACCACCACCAGCCUAUUUCUGCUCCCACGCCCCUUCUCGAUCAGCUCCGCGAUCGCCUCGAAGAAAUGCUACGGGAUUAUGGAGAUCACACAGAGGCGCUUCAAGUAAGGAUUCAGACCCUUGAGGAAGAAAAGUGCUGUUUGGUCAAAGAAGUGCAGGCAGCACACGAUCUGAAUGACGAGCUCCAGCGACGACUUGAAAGCGCGCAGGACUCGUCGACCGGUGUGCCCAAGAAGACCUACGAUCACGCCUUGAGAAUCAUUCGGGACUUGAUUCAGAACAGGCCGCUUGUUGCUGUCGAGGACGGGGAACUCAACCAGGCCGUUGUGAACGACCUCACUAGAUUAGAAGACUCCGAUACAGAGAAGAGCGCGAGCAUGGCCCGUCCUCGGGAAAGUCCAUCGCCAACACAUGCACCGAAUGCACCAUUUGAUAUGGAGCUAAUGCAGGCCCAUUUUGGCAACGAGCGCUUGCCUGGCUUCGCAACAGACUCUUACUGUCGUUCCAGGAAAUGGGUCAAAUGGGUGAAAUACUUGAAUUUAGAUACAGAGACGGAGGAUGUCAUUGAGAGUCUGGAGCUUGCAAAUGACUUGAAUCCACGCAUCCAUGGUACGACACGAGGUCUGCUUUUUGUGUACCAUCCGAUCUUUCUGGAAGACCCUUCGGAAGAACAAGUGUCAUAUUUCAUCGAUUGGAGUAGUAAGGCGGUGAAUCAACGAAUUCAACGAUACUUAUUUGAACGGGAAAGCCACAAGAAGCCUCUCCACGUCUUCGUGUUGCCUCAGAGCAAGAAAUGCUGGUGUUACGUUGGUGCUCACCGGAUACUCAUCAUGGAUACAGGGGACCCACGGCUCUGGGCGCGAUUAAGCAACUCGGUAAAAUGCUGGCUGGCUAAGCGAAUUGCUGCGUUGCACUGAAAUCCAGUAACACAGGACGGACCUCGUAUUGCCCGCCAUAUCGCUCAACGCUGCUACCACGAUGAGAGCGAAGUCUCGAGAUCCCUGGACGCUGAGGAGCUGGAUGAAGUGUGCCUACGUGUGUAUCCGGUAGAAGAAGACGAGACGAAUGAUA